AUGGCGGACUACGACGAAGAGUCUGUCUCGGAGCUGGAAAGUUAUGAUUCUGACGAUGAGUUACAAAGUGCUUUCAAUAAAGGCGAACUAAAACCAGGUUUAAAUUACCAAACACGUGCUCCGAAACAGUACACCAAUAACACGGUUGCAAUUGAUGAGAAAUUAAACAGCAUACAGAGCAAUUUGGACUGGAUAGAGAGAGUGGAUAUCACAUUGGAAUCCAAAAAUACCAAUAAUGAAACAGAUGCAGUCACUGACGAUGACAACGAUGAUUUGAUGCACAAUGAUUUUAAAAGAGAACUCAAAUUUUACCAACAAGCACAGUCAGCGGUUUUAGUAGCACUACCUCGGAUACGAAAACUAGGUAUUCUUACGAAACGACCAGAUGAUUAUUUUGCUGAGAUGGCUAAAUCUGAUGAACACAUGAGAAAAGUCAGACAAAAACUUUUGGGUAAACAGUUAGCAAUGGAGAGAUCAGAGAAAGCCAAGAAACUUCGAGAACUUAGGAAGUACGGCAAACAGGUUCAAAGAGAGGUUCUUCAAAAAAGACAGAAAGAAAAAAAAGAACUUCUUGAUUCAGUGAAGAAAUUUCGAAAAGGUCAAAAAGACAAAUUAGAAUUUGCUAACAGAAAUAUUGAAGCACCAAGUAAUUUUAAAGGCAAACCAAAGAAAAUAUCACAGCCACAAGGCAAGCCUAAACCAAAUCCCAAAAGAGUAUACAAAGAUCAGAAGUUUGGUCUUGGUGGUUCAAAGAAGAGAUCAAAGUCUAAUACAGCUGAUAGUGCAGCUAAUGUGUCAGAUUUCAAAUCAUCCAAACAUAGCUAUGGUACAGGACCUAAGUUUAACAGAAGAAACACAAAUAAAAAGAAAAAUAGGAGACAUGGUAAAAUUAGACGAGAGAAAACAAGAGUCAAAGCAAGAAGAUAAAAUAAUCAUAGGGCUAUGCCAGCAUUUCCAAGUAAAGUCUGGGAGAUAAAUUCUGAAGGAACUUGUCCAAAAAGCACAUUACUCGUAAUACUGGUACAUGUAUUAAAUUAUGCAUAUGUAUCUGCAGAAAUACAUUGGCAAGUACUAUGUGUAGAUAUGUGACAUUGUCAAUGGACAAGCUUGACAACUCCUACGAAAACAACUAUAUUCACAGAACAAUGACGAAGUUGCAAAUGCUUGUAAAAAUUCAAUAUUAUUUAUUUUUGUUUCCACCUGAUGAGACUUUUAAAUAAAAAUACGUAUUGAUGACUACAUGUAGUAUUACUAGUGGGUGUGUACAUUGUUAAUACAAAUAUAAAUGUACA
Molecule: messenger RNA, 1292 nt
Organism: Saccoglossus kowalevskii
Lineage: Eukaryota; Metazoa; Hemichordata; Enteropneusta; Harrimaniidae
Product: putative rRNA-processing protein EBP2
Biological process (GO): ribosomal large subunit biogenesis; rRNA processing
Cellular component (GO): nucleolus; nuclear periphery; preribosome, large subunit precursor
Source: RefSeq, a predicted model, not a curated record